GACAUGGUGUCGCCUCCUCCCGCGGCGGAGGCUCGGGCUCCGCUCCGCGUCGGGCCGGCCCAGCGGCCGCUUAUGGGCAGCCAGGGCCGCCAUGGGUCCCCCCGGGACGGUGGGCCCGGCGAGGGCGAGGGCGGGGAAGCGAGAAAACUGCAAGAAGGGAGGGUCGUGAGGGGGAAGCGAAAGAAGGGAAAGGGAAAAGCGGGCGCUAGGCAAGGCGGAAGAGGAAGCGGAGAGGAAGGGAAGUCGGGGCCGGCGGCGAAGGAGGCAGCGGGGCCUGGAGUCGAGGCGGGGGAGAAGGCAGGGCCGGGGCCGGAAGGAGCGGCAGGCGGAAGCGUGGAGGAGAGGGCAAGGAGGACAGUAGAGGGAGAUGAGGGGAGCGCAGGGGCAGGCAAGGAGGCAAAAGGAAGAGAUGACGGGAAAGAGGAGGAAAGGAGGGUCACGGCGGGGCGUCAGGAGGACGCAAGGCCAGGGAGAACACAGGGACGAGGGGGUCAGGCGUGGAGCCGCAACACCGGAGCAGGGGGCGCAGCCAUGGCGGCGGCAGCCGAGGAGGAAGCGGCGGCGGCGGCUCGGGAGCCGCCCUCUCGCCCCGCUUCGGGGCCAGCGCUCUGGCGCCUGCCGGAGGAGCUGCUACUGCUCAUCUGCUCCUACCUGGACAUGCGGGCCCUCGGCCGCCUGGCUCAGGUGUGCCGAUGGCUGCGGCGCUUCACCAGCUGUGACCUGCUCUGGCGCCGGAUAGCCCGGGCCUCGCUCAACUCCGGCUUCACGCGGCUCGGCACCGACCUGAUGGCCAGUGUCCCAGUGAAGGAAAGGGUGAAGGUAUCUCAGAACUGGAGGUUGGGGCGCUGCCGUGAGGGGAUUCUGCUAAAGUGGAAAUGCAGUCAAAUGCCCUGGAUGCAGCUAGAGGGUGAUUCUCUGUAUGUAUCCCAGGCUAAUUUCAUCCUGGCCUACCAGUUCCGCCCAGAUGGUGCCAGCUUGAACCGCCGGCCCCUGGGAGUCUUUGCUGGUCAUGAUGAGGAUGUUUGCCACUUUGUGCUGGCCAACUCGCAUAUUAUCAGUGCAGGAGGAGAUGGGAAGAUUGGUGUUCAUAAGAUUCAUAGCACCUUCACUGCCAAGUACUCGGCUCAUGAACAGGAGGUGAACUGUGUGGAUUGCAAAGGGGGCAUCAUUGUGAGUGGCUCCAGGGACAGGACAGCCAAGGUUUGGUCUUUGGCCUCAGGCCGACUGGGGCAGUGCUUACACACCAUCCAGACUGAAGACCGAGUCUGGUCCAUUGCUGUCAGCCCAUUACUCAGCUCUUUUGUGACAGGGACGGCUUGUUGUGGGCACUUCUCACCCCUAAGAAUCUGGGACCUCAACAGUGGGCAGCUGAUGACGCACCUGGGCAGUGACUUUCCCCCAGGGGCUGGGGUGCUGGACGUCAUGUAUGAGACCCCUUCUACACUCCUAUCCUGUGGCUAUGACACCUAUGUUCGCUACUGGGACCUCCGUGCCAGUGUCCGUUCUCUCAGGCCCCUGGGGAAGCUGGGGUGGAGGUGGCUGGAACCUCUGAGCCUUCCACUACAUCUCCCUUUCCUGGACAGGAAGUGCAUCAUGGAGUGGGAGGAACCCCACGACAGCACCUUGUACUGCUUGCAGACAGAUGGGAACCACCUGCUGGCCACAGGCUCCUCCUACUACGGUGUUGUACGGCUGUGGGACCGGCGCCAAAGGGCCUGCCUGCAUGCCUUCCCGCUGACAUCGGCCCCCCUCAGCAGUCCUGUGUACUGCCUGCGCUUCACCACCAAGCAUCUCUAUGCUGCGCUGUCUUACAACCUCCAUGUCCUGGACUUUCAAAACCCAUGACAGUCAGGGCCUCUCCAGCCUGUGAGCCAAGGAGACCAGCUACUCAGGAACCUCUCCUACCUGGAUAAGGUGCUGACACCUCCCCCGUGCUCCUGGACCGUGAUCACAGUGCUCAGCAUCUUAAACUAAAGACUCCUGGAGUUUUGGGGGUUACCUAAAGAUGGCAUUCCCUCCAGGAACCAGGUGGAGAGAAGUGACCUGCUGUUUUGGGAGAGUGCGGCUGACUCCAGGCCUUGUUUCCCUGUUUUGCCAGAGAGAGGAUCUGGCCUUGAGAUGCCCACCCUAUACCCCACCCCAUCUUAGAGCCAUGACCAGCUUACAGAAUGAGGUGAGGUAUUCUAGUCAUGCCAGUUGGUCCCUUUCUACCCCUUCCCUGGGAAGAGGGCUGAGCACCGAGGCCUGGUUUCACUUUAAAACCAGGAAAGGACAAAGGGAACCCAGCCAUUUUGAAUGCAUUCUGAGCCAGCCCUCUCAGGCUGGCUGUUGAGAGAUGCCACAAUUUUCAGUUUAUAAAAAUAAAGCUUGAUUGUUCACA
Choloepus didactylus (southern two-toed sloth) is the source of this 2380-nucleotide messenger RNA. RefSeq names its product F-box and WD repeat domain containing 4 (gene FBXW4). NCBI's taxonomy places the organism in Eukaryota, Metazoa, Chordata, Mammalia, Pilosa, Megalonychidae. The transcript has 9 exons. Gene Ontology annotation, cellular component: SCF ubiquitin ligase complex. The coding region runs from base 4 to 1845 and encodes 613 amino acids. The record is from RefSeq and is a predicted model, not a curated record. Gene Ontology annotation, biological process: SCF-dependent proteasomal ubiquitin-dependent protein catabolic process. Gene Ontology annotation, molecular function: protein binding.